AUGGACCUUCUACAUUCCGUUUCACCUGCGGCGACGCAGUCUGAAGAUGGAUCCAACACCCAGCCUGGUUUUGAUCCCCUCUCGACAUCUUCUGGUAAUGCGCGAUCAUUUGGCGGGGUGUCCUACGAAGGGAUCGAAAACCAACGUCCCCUUCCAGAACUGAGUGCCGGUCUGUCCAUGACACAGGAAGUCCAUUUCCCUAGCCCUCUCAUUAAGCUCGGAUCGAAUGAUACUUCAGCCUUGGUCUUUGACCGAAAGCCGCGGCGGAAUCUACAUAGACCUCACCGAUCCAAACCUUUGACGAACGCAGACCGCCCAUAUCUUACGCAUCCUAAGUACCUGGAGUAUCGGUCCCGACCAAGGCAAGAUAUCGGUCCUGAUGGCAAGCCAAUCUGGCCCGAUCGGAUUGAAGCUGCUUUCCAGAAUGCACUGGUACACAUCAAGCCAAUGGGACGGAAGAAAUGUUCCCAGCGUGGGAGGCCAUAUGGACGAAACAUGCUUAUUGCGGAAUGGAUAUACCGGGAAACUGGCGAAGUUCGUGUACGCAAACAAGUCUCGAGCCACAUCCAGGUCCUGGAUCGGUUCCUCAAAGGAAUACCAGAAUGGGAUCGGUUGAUCAAACCCGGUGAUGACGAAGACACCAGCCCAACCGAGGGUCACAAGUUCUAUCAUAACUCCAUUGAACACAUGGUCAAUGAACAGAAGGCAAUGAAGGGCGGCAUGCACCUACAAGAAGAUUUUGAAGCAGAUGGUUCCGAAGAUAGGGAUACGUCUCUGCAAGUGGCCAGCUCGGAUAUCAUCAACCUCCAGAGAUUGACUUUUGAGAUGUGGGUUAGUCAACCCGAUGAUUGGGAGCAUGCCUUGCAUCACUAUACUCGACUUCAAAGCCUCAGGCUGGAGCCUAUCCCGUUGCAAGAUGUUGUUGGGUGGCAAGUAUUCUUCCCUCACCUACCGUCCAUCGUUGAUGACUGGUCGAACGGCAACCAAUGCGACCUUAUCCUCCUCGACGCGAGCUUCCAGCUUAUGGAGGACUUCCCACCUCGUCACUCCAAGCUCGGAAUUGGGCUCGAACUGGAUUUUAUUGACGAAGACUGGCCGACAACGUCACGUUUAGACGACUGGAAGGAAUGGACCUGCGUGACUCGCAUAUAUCGCGAUGGCCAUGAGGUCACUGAUUCAUGUCAUGAAGAAUGUCGUGCUUCUGGUCGAGGCAAGAUCAAACCAUUCUUUCAGUCUAGAUGGUGGGCCUCCACGUUCACAUCCCUUACAGAAGCCGAAAGGCUGGCUGAAGACUCCAAAGACUUGACGGCUAUCGAACUUGCGAAUCAACAAUCCAGCAACUUCCUCCGCAGUCUGACUAUCAUGCAGGAACUCUCUGCGAUCGACAUGAGACCAGGGAAAUAUGGCGAGAAGCACGGUCGAAAGUCGCGGCAGAGGAAGGCCGUGCUUCUCUGGAGGUUCUCUCAGGCCCCUCUCGGUACCGGCGGCACAACGACAUGGCGGUCUGUAUGGGUGCCUCCGUCAGAAGAUCUUUCCACCAACAGCACAUUGCAUUCUGUGGAAAGGGGCUUGCCGCCUCUAUCUAUGCAUGCGAUGGAUGACUGUUCCCCCAAUAUUGGUUCCUUUGACAAUAGCGGUCAGUUCUUGUCGCAGAACAGUCUUCCGUACAACAUGUACCUGGGGUCGAUGGACGAAGAACUGUGUCAAGAUGGGUUCAUGUCCUUCAAGCCUGUUCAGAUUCCCGACUUGGGUCAUUUAGCAUCCUCGUUCCCUCUGCCAUCAACACAAGCUUUCCUUCCACGGUGCGACAUGGGGCCCUUGGAUGUGCAUGUCGAUGCAAGUCAACAACAUCUACAGACAAUCAUUGGGGAACAUUCCAUCGAGUCAGCAAACAUCUUCGAGCUUCCGGAGCUCAAGAAACACCUUAGCAAUCAGUCAGACCCAUCUUACACGAAAUACUCGCUGCAUGAGACAAUACAAGGCUCGACUGAUAUGCAUGAGCAUCCAUUAGCAAGGUUCAAUAUCCAGACCCACCAGGUACUGCAAGAACAGCUCGGCUCGGAGGAGGACGCUGCAACACAACCGCUGUCUGGAAUCAAGCCAGAGGCACACUCGCCACAGUUGGACAAGACUGACGAGCACGGCUGGACCGGAUUUCUCGAGGGAAAUCAUGGACUGGAGGUUUCGGCGGCUCCGGCUCCGCAGCAAACAAAACCGCAAGCCCAUUCGUGGGUGCCGGUUGACGAGCAAGACGAAGCAUUGCGUUCCGCUCUGCUUGCAGCAUGCGCCAUGAGCGACCUUGGGGCACAGUCCCAAGGAUCACCCCUGCGUCGUCGAGUGCAAGGGAUUUCCAAAUUACACCCUCAUGAUGAACCACGCUGGGCUGCCUCGCAAUCAAUAUUCCGCCCAAUGUUGCACAGCCACCACAGUUUCCCGGGUCUGCGGAGCAUGCAGGAUGUCAAUGGCGACGCCUGUGGGCUGCCUUUCGAUGACCAUGACGGCGCGCAUGGACUGGCUCUGCUACAAUGUCAGCUUCGGCAGAAUGGAGACAAUCAGCUUUCUGUCCCGAUGGAACCGGACGAACUGCACCCUGGCAGUGAUGGGUUCGGUGGCGGCAGUGGUGGCGGUACACGGGGCCUGCCUCGCGCGCAGAGUGAGCCUGAUCAUGGGCCCAUGCGAAUGCCGGUCCCGAACUUACACUCCGCGACGGCUGGUCUGGCCGAGCUCGACCACGGAUAUCCCAAGCGCGACUCGGUGGCCGAAAUUGAAGAGAUACCAAAGAGUCCUCAUCAAGCGCACUCCCAGCCUCUCCCGCUUGAGGACACUGAUAUGGGAGAUAGUUUUGGUGAAGUCACUAUGGAUGAUAUCCGGCAGUAG
Messenger RNA from Capronia coronata CBS 617.96, 2877 nucleotides. RefSeq lists its product as uncharacterized. The record is from RefSeq and is a predicted model, not a curated record. The transcript has 3 exons. Gene Ontology annotation, molecular function: DNA-binding transcription factor activity, RNA polymerase II-specific; RNA polymerase II cis-regulatory region sequence-specific DNA binding. Gene Ontology annotation, biological process: regulation of transcription by RNA polymerase II. Lineage: Eukaryota; Fungi; Ascomycota; Eurotiomycetes; Chaetothyriales; Herpotrichiellaceae. Gene Ontology annotation, cellular component: transcription regulator complex. Bases 1 to 2877 code for a protein of 958 amino acids.